Penicillium griseofulvum is the source of this 615-nucleotide messenger RNA. RefSeq names its product MscL family protein. The transcript is spliced from 4 exons. The record is from RefSeq and is a predicted model, not a curated record. Lineage: Eukaryota; Fungi; Ascomycota; Eurotiomycetes; Eurotiales; Aspergillaceae. Gene Ontology annotation, biological process: monoatomic ion transport; intracellular water homeostasis. Bases 1 to 615 code for a protein of 204 amino acids. Gene Ontology annotation, molecular function: mechanosensitive monoatomic ion channel activity.
AUGCGCGGUCUCGACGAAAGCACAGAUGUCUUUUUACGUACUGGCCAGAAAGCCCAAGAACAAGUGCGACAUGCAUGGGCUGGUUUUAUAAAUUUUGCAGCGCGUGAUAAUGUUCUCGAGGUUGCGUUGGCUAAUGCAUUCACCAAAGUCGUGACAUCUUUCGUAUCAGAUCUGGUUUUACCAAUUGUGUCUCUACUGCCAUUUCUGAACCGGAACAUGGAUGAGAAAUUCGCUGUCCUCUCGAAGGGUCCGAAUUUUGACCAGCAGAAUGGAUAUAAUACCCUCUACCAAGCGAGAGAAGAUGGAGCAUUGGUCCUAGCUUACGGGUUGUUUAUUGAGACAGUUCUCAAUUUCAUGGGUGUCAGCCUGACUCUGUACGCAGUCGGACAUUUGUACAUGCUUAUCUUUCAUGACAAGAUCAUUAAGCGUACUGUUAGGUGUCCAUACUGCAAGCAGUAUAUCGGUGAAUCGGCGCUGCGCUGCCGUCAUUGCUCAACAUGGCAAGAUGGACGAGAAGAUCUGCCUCGGAGUGGUAAAAGUUCUCGCCAGGAACUGGCUGAUGGCGAGCCGAGUUUUGUUGGGGAAGCGAUACCAGAUGACGGCGGAAUUCUGUGA